This is a messenger RNA of Megalopta genalis, 1608 nucleotides long. Its product is annotated as beta-1,3-glucan-binding protein 1. The record is from RefSeq and is a predicted model, not a curated record. Gene Ontology annotation, molecular function: hydrolase activity, hydrolyzing O-glycosyl compounds; carbohydrate binding. NCBI's taxonomy places the organism in Eukaryota, Metazoa, Arthropoda, Insecta, Hymenoptera, Halictidae. Gene Ontology annotation, biological process: carbohydrate metabolic process.
UGCUGAAGCCAGUACUGUACCAGACCACAGCAUUUACAAGUUGUAUAGAGUUCUUUCACUUUGCUGAGCGAGUUGUGUUAAUGUUUUGCUGCUUGAAUUUGUCAAAGCAAAAUGUUGAGUCGUGGCAGCUUUAUAGUAAUGUUUUUAGUUAUUUUCUUGAAGUUCGAACAAUUUGUUGCUCAAGAAAAUUCGAACGUUCUAACGAGACCAUCAUUUACGAUUUUGCCACCGAAUCAGAUUCGAGUUACAAUCCCAGAUAGAGGUGGAUUGCGUUUUUUCGCUUUCAAUGGUAACAUAAAUAGAAGGAUCACGAUAAAUGGAGUAGGAGACAUAUCAGGCGAAGCUUUUAGGCCGACGGAUGGAAAAUGGACAAUUGAAAUGAAUCAUCAUAACUUGCAAAAUGGAAAUAUUAUAUAUUAUUGGAUCCAGGGCCAAAUUAAUGAAAACGUAUAUACCCUACUCGAUCAAUGGACAAUUACAAACGAAGUGGAAAGUAAUGGAGGACCACCAAAGACAAUAUUGUUCGAAGAAAAUUUUGAUACCUUGGAUUCAACAAUUUGGGAACGUGAUUUCAGGAUACCGUUAGGCCCAGAUUACGAAUUCUGUGUGUACCAUAAUGAACACCAUGAUACUUUGUUACAAAUUGUCAGUGGCAAGGUUGUAUUCAAGCCGCUCAUUUUGGAGGAUGUUUACGGCGAUCAUGCCACCGCGUAUGGAAGAAUGAUGCUUAGCAAGUGUACGAGCAACUAUGAAGAUGAAUGUUCGCGAAACGCGACGUCCUUCAGUAUUUUACCACCUAUUAUAUCAAGUAGAUUGACCACAAAGAAAAGAUUCAACUUCCGAUAUGGCAAAAUCGAAAUCAGAGCCAAGUUUCCUUAUGGCGACUGGCUAUAUCCAGAAAUGUACCUGGAACCAGUGAACAUUGCUUAUGGCUAUAGCCACAAUGGUCGCAUCAUUCUUGGCCUUGCCAGAGGAAACGAUAAUUUAAUCGACCGCAAUAAUAGUCAGAUUUUUGACUCAAGAAAAGUGGAUUUCGGAUUCAGGAUAAGCACAGGCGGGCACGUCGAUGAUUACAAGGUUUCCAGAGUGAAAGAAUUAGGUCCCAGGUGGACCCAAGAUUUCCAUAACUAUACAACGAUAUGGGACGAAAAUGGAUUUUCGUUCUCUGUCGAUGGUGAAGAAAUUGGAAGAAUGGGUCCUGGGCCAGACGGAUUGCUGCGUAAUAAGAAUUACCAUAAAAUAGCACCAUUCGAUCAACAAUUUUAUAUUUCUAUCGGCCUCGGAGUCGGUGGUGUUCGCGUUUUUCCAGAUGAAACGAUGAGUUUACACCAUAAGAAGCCAUGGCGGAAUGUUGGGGCAAAAGCAAUGUUGAAUUUUUGGCAAGCAAAGAACGACUGGUUUCCAACUUGGAGAAAAGAUGAUAGAUUGACGACUUUUGAGAUUGAUUACAUUCGAGUAUCAUCGAUUUGAUUAAAUAAAAGAUGACUGAAAUGCUUCUAAAGAAGAAUGCACAAGUAUUAAAAUCGUGUAACUAUAGCGUCAUGAUUUAUCUAUUUAUUACUGUUUUAUAAUACGAAUAAAAAAUUAAUAAAGUAAAUAAUUGACAAA